GUCUUCAAACCGAAAGCACCAAAACAAAUCACAAUGUUCAAAUCCGCUGUUGUCAUCUUCGCCAUCGUUGCCUGUGUUGCCGCCAAGCCAGGACUUCUGGGAGCUCCUCUGGCCUACUCUUCUCCCCUGGCAUAUACCGCUCCUUUGGCCUACUCUGCACCUGUGGUGGCUGCUCCUUCUCCAGUUGUGACCGCCACCAGUAGCCAGGUGAUCGCCAGGAACUACAAUGGAAUCGCGGCUGCUCCAGUGAUUGCUCCCGUGGCUGCUCCCGUGGUUGCCAAGUACGCAGCUGCACCUCUGACGGCUCCUUUGGCCUACUCCUCCCCUCUGGCGUACACCUCCCCCUUGGCCUACUCCGCCCCUUUGAGCUACGCCGCUGCUCCCGCACCACUGCUCAUCUAAAUUUAAAAACUGUGA
Messenger RNA from Drosophila rhopaloa, 417 nucleotides. Its product is annotated as cuticle protein 38-like. Bases 34 to 402 code for a protein of 122 amino acids. The transcript is spliced from 2 exons. The record is from RefSeq and is a predicted model, not a curated record. Lineage: Eukaryota; Metazoa; Arthropoda; Insecta; Diptera; Drosophilidae.